AUGGCCAAAGCCUAUGACAGGGUCUCCUGGAGUUCUACUUGCCUUAUGCUAAGGAGGAUGGGGUUUGGUGAAAGGAUCAUUGACAUGAUCAGGAGAACCAUGUCUAAUAAUUGGUACUCAGUAAUUGUCAAUGGCUCCAAAUGGGGAUUCUUCCAUUCCACCAGGGGCCUAAAACAAGGAGAUCCCCUUGCUCCUGCCCUAUUUAUUAUAGGUGCUGAGCUUCUAUCCAGAAUGCUUAAUAUCAUCAAUCAUGAUCAAUUAUUCAAUGGUUUUUAUAUGGAAAGAAGGGGCCCUCAGCUCAAUCAUUUGAGUUUUGCUGAUAAUAUCAUAAUCUUCACCUAUGGGAAAAGGUCCUCUCUUCAGAAAAUCAUGUGGAUCUUGAACAAUUAUGAAAGCACAUCUGGCCAACAGAUUAAUAGACACAAGAGCCACUUCAUGACAUCCCCCUGUGCUUUCUCCUCUGCUGUCAGACGAAUUCAAUCUGUCACUGGAUUCACCAAGAAGUCAUCUCCCCUCACAUACUUAGGCUGCCCUUUGUACAUUCCUGUUUCUCCUCCUAUGACAGUAAUGAAACAAGUGGAAAAACUAGCUGCAAAUUUCUUCUGGGGAAUGGAAAACAACAAAAGAAAGUAUCAUUGGGCUUCUUGGCACAAACUUUGCUUCCCUGUGAAUGAAGGAGGCCUAGGCUUCAGGAAAAUUGAAGAUAUCUGCAAGUCUAUGGAAUACAAGCAAUGGUGGUAUUUCAGAACUACCCAGUCCCUAUGUAGUAGCUUCCUGAAAGCCAAGUAUUGCCAGAGAUCUAACCCCAUCUCUAAGAAAUGGGAUACAGGUCAGUGGAACAUUCAGAAGCUCAAUGCUUCUGCUCCUGCCAACAUGAUCCACCUAAUUAUGCAAAAUCCCAUUUUCUUCAAUAGUAACAUCCAAGAUACAGCCAUCUGGACCCCUUUUACUGAUGGUAGAUUUACUUGUGCAACUUCUUGGGAGCUAAUCAGGAUCAAGAAACAACCUAACUUCUCCAACAAGAUGACAUGGCAUAAGAAGAUCCCAUUCAAGCGGUCCUUUUGCCUUUGGAGAGCCCUCAGGAACAAACUCCCUACUGAUGACAGGGUGCUUUCCUUCAGCAGCCCUACUGUGACAAGAUGUAGAAUAGGAGCAGGAGUGAUCAUUAGAGAUCACAACUCUGGGUUCAUUCAUGCAAUGGCAGCUCCCUUAGGGGAAGGGACCAACAACUUUGCAGAAACUGAAGCUGCCUUUUUAGGAAUCCAAUGGUGCUUGAAUAAUGGGUUCACCAAGAUCCACUUGGAAUCAGAUUCUGCUCUCCUAAUUCAAUGGCUAACCAAAGGUAGAAAUUUCCCAUGGUCCAUCAAGAUGAAGUUACAACAGCUCCUUGAUCUCUACAACCUAUGUGAAAGCUUCAUCUGUUCACAUACUUAUAGAGAAGCCAACUGCCCUAUAGAUUCCCUGUCAAAACUCAGUCAUGAUCUCACCACUAUGACUGAGUAUAACAAUGUCUCAGCACUAACUACUCAUAUCAAAGGACAGAUUCAGCAGGACUUCCUGGUUACCCCUACCUUUAGACAUAAGAGAACCAGAAAGAUUAUGGUUCCUUCUCACCAUGCAAGUUCUUUCACUUCAUCUCAUGGUUAUGGCUGA
Nicotiana attenuata is the source of this 1653-nucleotide messenger RNA. RefSeq lists its product as uncharacterized. The record is from RefSeq and is a predicted model, not a curated record. NCBI's taxonomy places the organism in Eukaryota, Viridiplantae, Streptophyta, Magnoliopsida, Solanales, Solanaceae. Gene Ontology annotation, molecular function: RNA-DNA hybrid ribonuclease activity; nucleic acid binding. The transcript is spliced from 4 exons. The coding region runs from base 1 to 1653 and encodes 550 amino acids.